This is a messenger RNA of Verruconis gallopava, 1182 nucleotides long. RefSeq lists its product as uncharacterized. The transcript has 2 exons. The coding region runs from base 53 to 1018 and encodes 321 amino acids. The record is from RefSeq and is a predicted model, not a curated record. NCBI's taxonomy places the organism in Eukaryota, Fungi, Ascomycota, Dothideomycetes, Venturiales, Sympoventuriaceae. Gene Ontology annotation, cellular component: mitochondrial outer membrane. Gene Ontology annotation, biological process: mitochondrion organization; lipid homeostasis.
CCGGAUCUUCCAACUACAUUGCGGCGUAAACUGAUCACAAAGGCGAGCGCAGAUGGCAGAUGCGUCCCGUUUGACUCGAGAAGAGUCUCGUGCCUCCACAGCGUCACUUAUAGAGGUCGAACCCUCCCCGGUGGAGGAGACUCCCACGGAAUUCCGCGAAGACGGAAGCUACUUUCCGGUUGAUGAGAAAGACGAGGCCGUUCCUGAUGGUGCAAGGACGCCAUUCUUGUCCAGAUCAGGCACUCUGGUUGGAAUAGGGCACCAUGGGCCUGCCUUCUACCUUACCCGUAUUCAACGCUACUCUACGUAUGCAUUCACGAUUUUUGGCACAUUCCAUAUAACGAACACGUCAAUAAUACCGCUGAUCACCCAAUCUGUCCCAACGGCGGACACCUAUCUCCUCCUCACACGGCCAUAUUAUCAAUCUCUUCCGUUUGAGCCUCUCCUUAUAACCGGCGCUGUGGGCCUGCACAUCGCGUCUGGUAUUGCGCUACGCCUAUUCAGGAGAAGACAGCAAAUUCAUCGCUACGGCGCAGAUACAUUCGCAGAGCGUAGGAGUAUCAAGUGGCCACCGGUAAGCUGGACGAGUGCAACCGGUUACAUUUUUGCUCCCCUCGCUAUUGGACACGCUUUCAUCAACCGCGUGCUGCCCUUGAUGUGGGAAGGUGGCAGCGCGAAUGUGGGAUUGGAGUACGUAUCUCAUGGAUUUGCAAAGCAUCCUAUUGUAAGUUGGGUAGGGUUCUCGGCUCUAGUCGUAGCUGGCUCAUGGCAUAUGGUGAGCGGUUGGGCGAAAUGGAUGGGUUGGUUGCCCACUCAGGCAACGGCUUGGAGCAGUGAUAUUGAAUUGAUAAGAAAGAGGAGGUUUUAUCUUGUCAAUGGAGCUGCUGCAGCUAUUGCAGGCCUUUGGCUAGCUGGUGGACUCGGUGUAGUUGGAAGAGGCGGUGAGGCGACUGGGUGGCUAGCGAAGGAGUACGACUUUCUGUAUUCAAAGAUACCCAUAGUUGGUCCUUAUCUCUAGCAAUCUAGACUAAGACUGAGAGGGGCUAUUUGCGGACAAUUCUCUUGAUCUUCCUCAUCUUAUGUGAGUGUGCAUAAAAUGAACUUGGCUGCAUAGUUUAUUCAAGAUCUGCUCCUUUGCAACAUAAUUAAAGUUACGAAUGUUGAGAGAAACCCGCCAUUCAG